AAGUGAAGCAAAUUAAACCACAUAACUACGGUAGAGGAGUUUCCUGUGAGUCGGUUAGUGCGCAAAGAGAAUCCGAGCAGUACAGUACAUAGGAAAUGACUCAUAGGAGUUGAACUGUUAGCGUGGGUGUGUGCGCUAUUAAAACAAGACUCAGAGUCCUCCGGGUGACUCACUCUGAUGCUCGCUUUUCCAUGCUGAAAACCAGCACGGAUUGUUAAUCAGAUGAACUUUCGGGAAUUGUGUAGCCGACAGCGAGCAGCUUUUUACCCGCCGACAACAUGGCUUCAAACGCUCUCUGCGCGCUGUGCGGACUUAUUAUAGCGACUGUGAUCAAUGUAUACGGUGUGAGCGCACAGAAAAGUCAGUGUGGCAGGUUAGAGUUUUGGAACCCUGAUUUCGAUGUCUGUGUGCCCUGUGCAUCAUGCAAGCAGUACCCAAAGACCCCGUCAUGCAACACAUGUAACCAAUUUGUGGAUGAGACAUCUGACGUGUGGAAAAUGGCAGCCAUUACCAGCUUCUCAGUGCUGGCUGUGGUGCUGGUCGGCGCUGCGCUGAUUAUCGGGGUCAUGGUGCAUCGACGCAAGUCACACAAACGGCCUCUACGUGAACCCAUUGAAGAAACUGCUGGGCCACUUUAUCAAGCUUAAACAUUUCACCUCAUCUUCCUCUGGAAACAGAUGUGACAGAACCAAGGAGCAACUGGUUCAGAAUCCGGAUGGAGGAACUUCUGGACCAUGGACUGUAUACUCUGACUGCAGGGUAUCUCUUCACCAGAAUUGGACCAUUUUAAUUUAUUAGACUGUUGAGAGAAGAGACGUGCUCAGAUCUCACCCUCAGUGUUGGUCCGACAGCGACCACAGGAAGGACUCUCACACCUCUGUAUAGUAAAAGCAAUAUAUAUAGUGGUAUCAUUCUCACAUAUUGUGCCUUCAUAUUCCACUUAAUUAAUGUUUUGGUCUGGAAGACCUUUGUCGGUUUACAGAUGUUUGAUUCGAAAAGAAAUACUACAGUACUUUCUUCAGAGAGAAAUUCUGUAUUGUAUUUCCCAGCAGGACUCCGAUGAAUGUAACACAGCUACUGCUGCCUGCUGGGCGGCAGUUUGACCUCCUGCUAUUCAGCGGGGUUAGACGGGUCAUUUACCAUAACAGCCUCUUAAAGAUAAAUCACAUGUGAACUGUUAGGCACAUUAAGGCCAUUUGAAUGUAGCUCUUUAACAGUAGGUGAAAUGUAUUCUAGCCUCCGUCCCUGCCAGUACCUGUGUGUACCUGCUCUUUUAGUCACCUGAGCAAGCUGUUGAUUAACAGUCACUGUUACUGGGUCUCCUGAGAUCAACACAGACCCUUUAUUGCAGGUUAUUACAAUAUUGUCUUGUCUUUUUUAAUGUUACUAUGUUUUAGGAGAUGUUAGCUGGACUUUCCUUUCUAUCACAACCUCAGAAUUCACACAUUACUUCCCUAACACUUGUAGGGCAGGAUGUUUGAAACACUAGACACACAAUAUCCCAAACUGCUAACAUGUGUUAAUGUUGCGAGGAAUGUAGUGUAGUGAAGGAAAUGACCCCUACAGCACUUUAGGUGGAGCUACACAAUCACUAUGCUUACUCAAAUUCUGACCUGUCGAAUCGUUUGAGAUCUGAAGAUAUAUGUCGAGAUGUCGGUUUGUUAUUUUGUAGCCAGUGAGAACCAUGGUGGCCAGGGUUGUUGUUUUCCACCUUCUUAUAGUACGGGAUGUUUUCUAUCUUCAAAGCAUCAGCACUAUGUGGUUACCGACAUUUUUAGGUGACCGACAGUGUUUAUAGGUCAUAUUUUGGAUCCGUCUGCUUGUGCUUAUACCGCUUGCCCUCUGGCAGGAAAAUUAGGGAAUUAGUUAAAAUACAGACACUUCCUUUUUUUUUUCUCUUUAGAUCUGUAUAUUAUUUAUUUUUUUAAGUAUCUUGCGGUGUUGUUUUGCAUCAACUGCGAGUGACAAGCACAUUUUUAAAGGGACUCCAGUGAGGAUUUUUGUUAAACUUCCAGCAGGCCAGCUAAUGAUGAUACUGAGCAAUGACUAACAUUUUCCCCUUAUUUCUCUUGCUUUCUAUUUCUAAUUGUAUAUACUGUACAUGCACUGGCUUCUUUUACUUAAUGCAAUCUUAUAAACUGCUCUGUGUACCAAAUGUAUUUUCACAAUAAAACAACUUCCAAUAAUAA
This is a messenger RNA of Perca flavescens (yellow perch), 2189 nucleotides long. RefSeq names its product tumor necrosis factor receptor superfamily member 12A. Gene Ontology annotation, biological process: positive regulation of extrinsic apoptotic signaling pathway. The coding region runs from base 279 to 647 and encodes 122 amino acids. Gene Ontology annotation, cellular component: plasma membrane. The transcript has 5 exons. The record is from RefSeq and is a predicted model, not a curated record. Gene Ontology annotation, molecular function: protein binding. NCBI's taxonomy places the organism in Eukaryota, Metazoa, Chordata, Actinopteri, Perciformes, Percidae.